Molecule: messenger RNA, 810 nt
Organism: Eurytemora carolleeae
Lineage: Eukaryota; Metazoa; Arthropoda; Copepoda; Calanoida; Temoridae
Product: glucose-induced degradation protein 4 homolog
Exons: 6
Biological process (GO): negative regulation of gluconeogenesis; protein catabolic process in the vacuole; protein targeting to vacuole
Cellular component (GO): GID complex; extrinsic component of membrane
Source: RefSeq, a predicted model, not a curated record
GUGUCAAGUCUCCCAUGUGCUAGGUAUAGACUGUAGAAUAUGCCAGUAAAAGUUACUCAAACCGCUGUUCAUCCGCCCCCACCGGUCAACUCAAAACAGCCUGGUGUGUCUGGUAGUUUGUUAUACAACGGAUCUAGAUUUUGCGGACAUCAGAAAUCAAAAGGAAACCAGUACGAUGUAGAAGUUGUAUUACAGCAUGUUGAUGAGCAGAAUGCGUAUAUGUGCGGGUACCUGAAAAUACAAAACCUCACUGACGAGUAUCCCGAGAUGGUCACAUUCUUUGACGGAGAGAUUAUCAGGAAAUAUAUCAAAUGCGUAAAAAAAUCUUCCAAAAAUAGUUCUUAAAAAGUUAUUGGUAAAUUCUUGGCGUUCUACCAAUACUCACGAACCUUUAAUUCGGACAAUUUCUGCUACGACGAGUUGAAGGAAACCGAUUAUGUUUUCAUGCGUUGGAAGGAACAUUUCCUUGUUCCAGAUCAUACAAUAAAGGAUAUAAACGGGGCUAGUUUUGCUGGGUUCUACUAUAUCUGUUUCCAGAAAUCUACUUCUACGGUGGAAGGAUAUUACUUCCAUAGGAACUCAGAAUGGUUCCAGAGUCUAAACUUGAAGCAUAUACCUGACCAUAGUGUACAGAUUUACGAGUUCAGAUAAACAGUAAACAACAACAACAACAACAACAACAUAAACAAUUUUAUAAAAUUUAUAGAAAUUUGUUAUCAUUCUUGGACAUGAAUUAGGAACUUAUAUUAUGUAAUUGUAAUGUAUACUGUAUAGCUAUCAAAAUCAAAAAAUAGUUGGUCAGAAACUAAA